AGAGAACACCAUGAAGCUGAUGGUGAUGAUCCGUAACUCCGAGUUCCUACGCGGGACCCUCACGACGUACUUCGCCGCCAUGCCGACAGAGAUGUCCGACCAAGAUCAGCCUUUUUCUGGAGAACCGAUCAAACAUGCCCUCCGGUUGUUCCGUGAGCUCCUGGACAGGUCUCCCAGCUCUUACAUACAGGUAGUCGCACCUCUGGCGGUGUUAGGAACUACCAUUAACACUCUAAGAACAGUAAGUACGGUUGUGGAUGAAGUCAUAGAGACCAGGUUGAUGGAAGUUGAGUCGCGCAAAGACGCCAUUAUCGACAUCCAGCGCAGAGGAGCAGUGUUACGAGACAGCGACGGAACUCUAGCCACACGCCUGGACCGACAGCUUCAGCUCGAGACGCCUCCGGACGACUUCAGGGAACUAACGAUAAUCCCAACAUUCGAAGACAUCCACACAGACAAGGAGCCGUUUCUCCGCACCAACAUCGUCCGCGGCCGCUACCCAGACGUGGACACGUACCUGGACGUCCAGUUCAGGCUGAUGCGGGAAGACUUCGUACGGCCACUACGAGAAGGGAUCGCCGAGUUCCUGGACAUGCGCAAACAAGGAUUGGGGAAAGACAGAAGGCUCCAAGACAUCCGUGUGUACCAUGACGUCCACGUGGUCCACCCCCUCUGUACGAUGAAUGGCAUCGUCUACAGGAUACAGUUCGACGCUGCCAGACUCCGGGGAGUUCGCUGGCAGUCCACAAAGCGACUCAUAUUCGGCUCCCUUCUCUGUCUCUCCAAGGACGAAUUCAAGACCAUGUUCUUCGCGACGGUCGCAGAACGCGACGCUGAAGAGCUCCAACAAGGAUGCGUGCAGAUUCGGUUCGAGCAAAACCACGACGACGCGUCGUCCAUCAGUCCCACCGACACCUUCAUCAUGGUAGAGACUUCCGCCUACUUCGAAGCCUACCGACACGUCCUGAAAGGUCUUCAAGAGGUCGAAGAGGACGCAAUGCCAUUUGCCAAGUACAUCGUGGACUGCGACUGUGCUAACGGCGUGGAUCCACCGGCCUAUCUUCGAGAAAGGUACGGGGAUGUCGAAUAUGACCUCAGAGCUCUAGUUGAGACUCCCAAGCAAGUACUAGUGACCGCGAGACGACGUGCGAGGCCAAGAAACAGGGACCCGUUUGGCUCAGAUCUUGACGAAUCAGAGAACUCCGGCGACGACGACGAGAAACUUACCGAUGUAUACGGCAGCAACAACCCCCACUUUGCUCGAGCUCGGUCGGUUCCCAUUCUCCGAGACGACAUGUGGCCUUCUGCUGAUGCUCUGCACCUGGACGAGUCUCAGUACCUCGCCGUGAAGAUGGCGCUGACCAAAGAAUUCUCUGUCAUCCAGGGUCCACCGGGAACAGGGAAGACGUACAUCGGGCUCAAGAUCGUCCAGGCUCUGCUGAAGAACAAGAGCGUGUGGCUGAGGGACCAGGAUCUGAUGAACAGCCCAACUAGGCCCAUCCUCGUGGUGUGUUACACGAAUCAUGCUCUAGAUCAGUUCCUGGAAGGCAUCUCUGAGUUCCACUCGACAGACAUCGUGAGGGUGGGAGGGCGAAGCCGCAGUGAGAAGAUGGAGCAGUUCAACCUGAAGACCAUCAGGUUCAGCCAAAGGAAGUCAAGAGACCUCCCUCGAUAUAUCCACGAAGGAGCUGCGGAGGCAAGGGAUGACAUGGAAUGUUUCCGACAAGGCAUGGAGAUAGCUGUAGCAAAGAUGAUGGCGACGCAAAGAGGACUCCUUCAUGAGCAUGCUCUGAUGCCAUUAAUGAGCGACAAACACAGAGAAUCUUUGAUGAAUAUGCCCCCCAUGGGACACGACCCUGGAUGGGCCAUGGUAGGAAAAAAGGGUUCCAUAACCGUGCAGUGGCUUGGUCUGAAAGGAAAUGUUAUCAUACUGCCGGGAGGGGGCAACCAGAACCAACCUGAGGAAGAAGAGGAGGAUGGAAGAGUGGAAGAGGAUGAGAAAGACGAAGAGAUUGACGUCGUAGAAGAAGCCGGCUUUGCAGAGGAACAGCGCCUACUCGACACCGACGAUGACAAGAGAAGGAAAGCCAAGAGGAAAGUCCGUGAAGACGUACAUGUGGACCUCGCACUUGACGUGGACGCGCUACAGCUUGAAGAGGAUCAGGCUGGGGAACAUGGUCUGUGGCAGGUGCAGACCAAUGCGAAGAAGAUGAAACAGAAGGUGAAGCACGAACUCAGCAAGACGGACAUGAUGACCGAAACUGAAGUUCGCCGUGUCCACAAUGUCUGGACUCUGCAGCUGCGGGACCGAUGGCGCCUCUAUCGGUACUGGGUGGCAAGGUACUGGGCCAAGUACAGGGAGUCUAUCGAAGGCUAUGAACGAGAAUACGAACAUGCGGCUAAGCGUCUAGUAGAGUUCCAGACCCAAGAAGACGGCGAGAUUAUGAAGCAAGCAACCGUCAUCGGCAUGACCACCACUGGUGCUGCCAGGUACCGUUCAAUCCUGCAGGAUAUUCAACCUGCUAUCAUCAUUGUAGAAGAGGCAGCAGAGGUUCUGGAGGCUCACAUCGUCACAACGCUCUCUCAGCAGUGCCAACAUCUCAUCCUCAUCGGAGAUCACCAACAGCUCCGUCCCAACCCAACCGUCUACCAACUGGCCAAGAAAUAUAACAUGGACAUCUCCCUGUUUGAGCGCAUGGUAAAGAACGACAUGCAGUGUGUGCGGCUUCAGUCACAGCAUCGCAUGCGGCCAGAGUUCGCCCGGCUCCUGACGCCACACAUCUACGAGUCACUGGACAACCACGAAUCGGUGCUCAACUACGAGAACAUCAAGGGUGUCUCUUCCAACAUGUUCUUCGUGGAUCACAGCUACUGGGAAGCGCACGACGGCGACACGAAGAGCCGCUCCAACAUGCACGAGGCAAAGUUCAUGGCCAGCUUCUGCCGCUACCUGCUUAAGCAAGGGUACAGCCCGUCCCAGAUCACCAUCCUCACCACGUACACGGGACAACUCUUCAACUUCAAGAAGGUCAUGCCGAGGCAGGUCUUUGAGGGUGUGCGCGUCUGCAACGUGGACAACUUCCAAGGAGAAGAGAGUGACAUCAUCCUGCUGUCACUGGUGAGGAGCAAUGUCGAAGGCAACGUGGGCUUCCUCAAGGUUGAAAACCGUGUUUGUGUGGCUCUUUCUCGAGCGAAGAAAGGUUUCUACGCCAUUGGAAACCUGACAAUGCUGUCGCAGACUAGUACACUGUGGAGCAAGAUCAUCCAAGAGCUUCGGGAACAAGGUUGUGUAGGCCGGCACCUCAAGCUGUGUUGCCAAAACCAUCCAGACACCAGUAUCAUGGCGGUCACUGAGAAAGACUUCGAAAAGGCACCGGCGGGAGGCUGCAUGCGGCCCUGUGACUUCAGGCUAGAGUGUGGCCAUGCCUGCGCAAGCGCCUGUCACCCGAUCGACCCUGAGCAUGAAGAGUACAAGUGCAAGAAGCCUUGUAAGAAUGUCUUGUGUGACCUCGGUCAUAAGUGUCCAAAACCCUGUCAUGAGACCUGUGACGACUGUAAGAUACGUGUAGAAAAGACCAUCCCCGACUGUCAGCACAAACAAAAGGUGGCGUGCUAUGUACCUCCGAGUGAAUUCGUAUGCCAAAUACCAUGUGAGAAGACCCUUCCCUGUAACCACAAAUGCAAGAACAAGUGCGGUGAGAGGUGCACCCAGUACUGCAAGGAAGUUGUACCACACCAGCUCCCCUGUUUACACACCAUCCAGGCAGCCUGCUCAGCUAAGGAAGAUAGCCUCGUCUGCAACACCCCGUGUCCACAGGUGCUGAAGUGCGGCCACCCUUGUUCUGGUACAUGUCAUCUUUGCAAGCAGGGAAGGUUGCACCAGCCAUGUGUGCGGCCAUGCAACCGUGAGCUCAUUUGCUCCCACCAGUGCAGAGAACCGUGUUCUCAUCAGAAUUGUCCUCCGUGUCGAAGUCCUUGCAGAAAUCGCUGCGUUCACAGCCAUUGCCAAGAUGAGUGCGGGAAGCCCUGCGUAGUCAUGCCGUGCCAGGAGCCCUGCGAGUGGAGAUGCAAACAUCACAAGUGUGACAAGCACUGCGGUGAGCCUUGCGAUCGUCCUCGAUGUGACCAGCCCUGCCAGAAACGCAGACGCUGUGGCAGGUGUAAGAAGAGCCGACCGUGCAUCGGUAUGUGUGGGGAACCUUGCCCGAAGAAGUGCCGAGUUUGCGAUCGUAAAGAGUUGACAGAGGACGUCUUCGGCACCGAGGGCGAACCCGGCGCACGAUUCGUACAGCUGGAGGACUGCGGGCACGUGCUAGAGGUUAGCGGGCUGGACCAGUGGAUGGACCAGGGGACGGACGACACCACCGACAGAAACAUCAAACUCAAAACCUGCCCGAUCGCGAGAUGCAAGACGCCAAUACGACACAACGUGCGCUACGGCAAUAGCAUUAAGAAUACGCUGGCAAAGAUCGAGGAGGUAAAGAACCAGCAGUACGUUCCAAAGGCAGAGAGGAAUUCCAGUCUCAAGAUGUUAGCUGGUCUCCGUGAUCAUGAUUUGGACCUGCGACUGUACUGUGCUGAGUCCUCGACUGAUCUCUAUAAGCAAGUGGGACGCUGCUGUCUGUCUUCACCUGAGGAGUUGGCCAUGUUUGAAAAAAGAAUCCUUUUCCUGAAGAAAAUUGCGAGGCGUAAGAAAGAUAAAAAGAAAUGCCUUUCUGCCCUGGCAGACAAGCGCUACAUUAUGGAAUUAGACAGGGAAAUCAAAGAAUUGGAGAACUGGCUGCUUCGUCGGACGGCCUAUGUGAGCGACCAGGAAUGGGAGGAGUUUGAGAGAGAGAUGGCCCGACUGAAGUGUCUCCUGAAGCUCCGAGUCCUUCAGAGUCAAAUCCAGAGGAAGGGAAUCAGCCUGAAAGACGUGACCCAGACGAUCCUGGACGGUGCGGAACGCAGGCUGACCGACCUCAAACCUUUCACGGAAGACAGGGAGGAAAUGGUCGAGCAAACCCUGGAGUAUGUCCAGGAAACUGUGACCCUGAAGAGUGCCACAGCAAUGGGGGCUGCAUAUGGUGCUAUGGGGGUGAGGCAGUCACGGGCUUCGACCAGACAUCCGCUUGGCACCGCCGGAGAUGCAUAUGGACGGAUCGAGGCGCGGCGCCUGGCCCGAUCAGGUCAGGCCGACUUGGCGAAAGUCUAUGGCUCGAAAUUCGACGACUUCACAAUCUAA
This is a messenger RNA of Branchiostoma floridae (Florida lancelet), 5224 nucleotides long. Its product is annotated as NFX1-type zinc finger-containing protein 1-like. Gene Ontology annotation, cellular component: nucleus; nuclear RNA-directed RNA polymerase complex. Gene Ontology annotation, biological process: regulatory ncRNA-mediated heterochromatin formation. Lineage: Eukaryota; Metazoa; Chordata; Leptocardii; Amphioxiformes; Branchiostomatidae. Bases 11 to 5224 code for a protein of 1737 amino acids. The transcript is spliced from 7 exons. The record is from RefSeq and is a predicted model, not a curated record. Gene Ontology annotation, molecular function: zinc ion binding; helicase activity.